Messenger RNA from Epinephelus lanceolatus (giant grouper), 2120 nucleotides. It is a transcript of the gene prr19, whose product is annotated as proline rich 19. The record is from RefSeq and is a predicted model, not a curated record. NCBI's taxonomy places the organism in Eukaryota, Metazoa, Chordata, Actinopteri, Perciformes, Serranidae.
GUUCGAGGGAGUUGGUGCUGCGCAGGGAAACACAUCUACGACAUGUUGCCGAGCAACGACAGAUCUACAGGGGGCAAUAAAACGAAAGACGAAUCCGAUGCAGCAUGAGCCACGUGUGUGGCGGGGCUUUACCAGACAAAGAAAACAUCUUAAAUGUUUUCAGCAAGCACAUAAAAACAACAGAUAAGAAACAUUGCUCAGUGAACAGAUUCACUGCAGACUGCAAAUGUUCAAACCAUUAUCGUAUGACAGAUGGGCAGCAGCACAAACUUAAACGACUGAGGAGUCGCAAGGAGAGGAGUCAGAUGAGAGGUGGUGGGAGAGAGGCCUCCAAGCCCAAAUCACAUCACCAUCACUGCCAUCGCCAAAGCAGUAAAGAUGUAGCACAUUCCCAGAACUGCUGUCACAGUGGCUGUCAUUGCUCUGCAAGAAGAGCUGAACCGUUUCCGACUGUCAUUCCUGCCGCACAGGAGCCCAGUAUCAUCACAGACAGUCGACUGAUUGGACACCACGGCCUGUUCAACCAUGAGGUGAAGUCUAUCGACAUUGAACGCUUGUUAAGUGAGCAGAGCAAACUGGAGAAAAGCAGAGAGCAAGUACAAGAAAAGAACAAUGCUACUUCACAUCCAUCUUCAACAUCUCACAUUCCUUCUCCAUUCUCCACAAAUGAUUUGUUGGGUGCUGAUAAUGAUAAUUGCCAGAAGACAGAGAAGAAAGUCAGUCAGGGAUCAGAUAUCACUCCCGGCCAGAAACCACAGCAACAGCUUGAUCUUUCAUCUGAAAGUUUUAAAAGCAUCCUCUCAUCUAAACACAGCUCGCCCCCUGUAGUGAUGACGGAGAGCAAGAAGAGAAGCCCUGUCAUGUCUGAAAAGGGCAGAGAGUCACAGCUGACUCUCACUGUUGUCAGAGCAAAUGUGAAGACGCUGAACAGAAAGGUAAAGCGUCAUGUGAUUUCUACUCUGGAGCACACCCCAAAGAACCAGUGUUUGGAGUCUCCUGUCCACCAAACACGACCUCAUGGCCUCAGCACAAGCCCACUUCAGCUCCCCAGCUCACACACUGCUGACAGCUUUGACAUACAGCAGAGAAGACAAGACCCUGACUGUGUAUCUAAGUCUGUCAGCGCACUGGCAGCAGGUUUGUGUGACUGUCUGCAGUUCCCGCAUCUGAGGAGGAGAAACCUGGUGGCAGAGAGCAGGGAGGUGUUGUUGAAAGCUCUACGGGAGAGGCAUGGACCCUGGCUUCAGGAGAACCUCCUCGAGGUGCAGCGAUGCCUCAGCUUUGGUGCUGAUGCCGCAAAAAAAGUCCAGCAUCAGGAGCCAAACAUGAUGGAUGAACUCUUGUCUCCAGAUAUAUUCACAACAGCGUUUCAGACCGACACUGCCAGUCAGCCACGAUUUGACACCCACACAACCACAUCUUUCAGGCUGACGGGAAGUGGGCAUUUUAACUGGAAGUCCAGGUCACAGCCACACCAAAACCUGGAAGAGACUGCUGAAUGGUUGACAAGCCCUGCGGAGACUUCUGUCAGCCUUUUGGAUGAUAUCCUCAGACCAGCUAGCCCUCCACAGUUCUGCAUGGAGUUUGAGCCCUGUGGAGUUACAGCCAGUGAUCAUUUGUUCUCUUCCACCUCACACUGGGGAGAAAAAGCCGCAGCCUCUCAGCACUGGGAAGACAGUUUUAACAGGCCAAAGAGCAGAGGGGCUGUUAUGUUUGAUUCCUUUGAAGACAGCUUUAUGAAGCACACCAGAGCACUUCCAGAGAGGAGCAGUGGGUCUCAGUACAGUGGCAGCAGCAUCAAGCCUUUCUUUCCUUACAAACCACAGCUGCCAGAUAGACGUUCAGCAGAGCCAGUGCACUUUCCUCAGGGGAAAGACCCAUUUGAAACUGACAGAUACUCUUUUGCUCCCUCCUUCUCUGCCCAAAAUAACUAUCCUCAACUGAGCUUCCAGGCUUUCAACCAAUUCAGUCACCCUUCAACUUGCCCUCCCCUCAGGUCCCACCACACUGACAUGACGCAUUACCCACCAUCUUACAUGCUUGAAAGAGACCCAGCAGCUCCCCUUUCUUCUUUCCCGAGCCCUGAGCAUUGGUCCUUCCCUCCUAUGAGACUGUACUAA